AUGGCGUCGAAAGCUCUUGGACCCUCAAAGGGGCCUCGGCAGGUCACCACACAGAAUCCCGGCUCCAAUUACCCCGGGCUCACUCCCACCAGCCCUGGCGGAGGUCCCAGAACCCAAUAUGUUGAUGCACAAAACGAGGAGAUCAUGGUCCUCCAGGCAAUCUACGGAGAGGACUAUGUUGAACACGAGGCCGCCAACUCUGCUUGGAUGCGGUCAGAUCCAUCCUUCGACAUUCGUGUCAAAGCCCUUUCAGAUGAAGACACCGCCGUCACCUUGGGUGUUGUGCUCACAGCAACGUACCCCAAAUCCGCACCCCUACUCAGCCUCAAGGAAGACGGUUCGUUGGAAGAAUCUACGGUGUUUAAGCUACAGAAGUUCAUCGAGACGAAACCGAAAGCCCUUGCUGCCCAAGAACAGCCAGAGCCCAUGAUUCAUGAACUCGCCCAAGGUUUGCAGGACAUUCUGGAAGAUGCUGCCCAAGCAAAAGCCCAAGGACUCGAGCUGCCCUCCCUGGAAGAAGAGCGAGCAGCCCAUGAGGCCCAAUUGGCCAAACAAGCUCAGGUUCUGCAACAGGAGGAGGAACGCAAAAAGCAAGACCUCCGGGAAGAGGAAGACCGAGCCAUGGAGAUACUCAUACAACAGGAAGUCGAGCGAAAGCGGCUGGUCCAACAGGAGAAGCGGAAACUGAAGCCUGGUCCGAUGGGAAACGGCUACUCAGGCACCUCCAGCGCCUUAGAGAUGGGCAAGAUCGCGUUCGACCAGGCUUGUGAAAUUAAGGAUCCAUCAGGCAAUGUUUUGUUUUUCAACACCGUCACGGGAAUGACACUGUUCCGAGAGGGACAGGUCGCAAAGACAUAUCGCGUUUGGCCCAGUGUCUCUGGAGGUGGGGCCUAUCCAAGUCUCGCUCUCAAGGAGUUUCGGCUACGUUCCACUUCGAAAGAGUCAAGUCAAUUCAAGAAGCAGUUGCAGGCUCUCGAAGAACAGCUAGAAUUAGUGAAGAAGUUCACACACCGCAACGUCCUCGAGCUCAUCAACUACCGCAUCGACCGCGAUCAUAGCGACCAGGAGUCGGCCUCGCUAGGCUGGGUUGCGCGACUUUUGACACCACUCGCAGAUAGGGGACCACUGGAGGAACUGCUAGAUAUGGCAGGGUAUCUCGAUGUCAGUAAGGUACGCUCGUGGACUGCAGAUCUCCUCAACGCAUUAGGUCAUCUACACAGCCACGGCAUCAUCCACCAAGACAUCCACCCUGGAAAUAUCCUUCUUUUCAGGGAAACUACAGGUGAUAUCAUUCCCAAGCUUUCGGACGUGGCAUAUCAACGAGAUAUGCAUGCGAUCUGCCGCAAAUCUCACUCUAUUUCCUCUGUCAACUCUGCGAGGUCAUCUUAUUGGCUACCUCCGGAGAUCGCUGGGAACUCGCGGCCUCAGUUCACACAGAAGACAGAUGUCUGGGACCUUGGCGUCGUUUUUCUGCAAAUGGUCUUUGGCCUGGAUGUCUUCCAAAGAUAUCAGUCCCCGACAGCUCUUAUGGAUUCACUAUCCUUAUCUGACCCCUGUCACGAGUUGGUAUCGAGAUUCUUCAAACCAGAUCCUAAGAAACGACCUCGAGCUUCCGAGCUUGGUUCCAGUGAAUUUCUCGCUACUGAUGCUCCGAUCAUCGUUGAGGAUUCCUUCACGGUGUUGUCUCCUUCUCAGUCACUGAAUUCUCUUCCACAAGCUUUCCCUCUUCGGCCAAGACACGACUCCGUCAGUCGUCCUCAAAUAUCCUCCAGGUAUCGGGAAGAUUUUGUUGAGGAGGGAAGAUUGGGAAAGGGAGGCUUUGGCGAAGUCGUGAAAGCCAGAAAGAAGCUUGACGGCCAGAUAUACGCCAUCAAGAAGAUAAUCCAACCGUCUCAAGCGAGUCUGACCGAGAUUCUGAAGGAAGUCAGACUGCUAUCUCAGCUAAGCCAUCCAGCGGUGGUGCGAUACUACAACACCUGGCUAGAGGAGAUACCUGAUUAUUCGGAUGCUGAAGGCGAUACCGCAACCGAAUAUUUCAACACCGGGGGUUCGAAAGGCGCGGCUUUUCAAGAGCUUGAUAUACAGUUCGCCACCAGUACCGGAGGCUUGGACUUCAUCUCUUCAGGCCAUCCCAACAUAGAGUUUGGCUACGACGACUCGGAAAGCGAGAACGAGGGCGAGGCGUACGAGAAUGGACAUGACGAUGAUGAUGAUGAUUUCGACACUGACUCCGAAGCCGAGGAUUCAGCUGCAGAUGAUGCCUUGGCUUCCAUUGCUUCGCCCAGGAGAAUUCACAGUUCCCAGAGGUUCUUCAGAACUGUCAUGUACAUCUCGAUGGAAUAUUGCGACAAAAGGACAUUACGCGAUCUGAUCCAAAGAAACCUUCGAAGAGAUACCGACGAGAUCUGGCGCUUGUUUCGUCAGAUACUUGAGGGCUUAGUUCACAUACACGGUCUCAACAUCGUACAUCGAGAUCUGAAGCCGGAAAAUGUCUUCAUCGGCGUCGGUCCUGAUGGGUUAAACAAUGUCAAAAUCGGCGAUUUCGGACUGGCAACCACUGGUCAUUUCGCGGUCGAUAAGCCUGACAACGCCAAUAUGGACUCGCCUGAUCUGACAAGGAGUGUCGGCACGUCUUAUUAUGUCGCCCCCGAGGUGCGAAGAGAAGGCGGCGGGUCCUAUACCUCGAAAGUCGAUAUGUACUCACUUGGCAUCAUAUUCUUCGAGAUGUGUUACCACCCAAUUGUGGGCAUGGAGAGAGCAGACAAGCUUGGAAAGUUGGGACUAUCAUCCAUACUUCCGGACGAUUUCCAGCCAGGUCAUACUGCUCAUCGGACCAUAGUGAUGUCUCUAGUCACGCAUGACGUGAAGGAGAGGCCGUCUAGCAUGGAGCUCUUGCAGAGUGGGAAGCUACCUAUCCAGAUGGAGGACGAAACGACACGCAGAGCCCUCGCAAGUCUCGGUGACACCAGUUCGCCAUACUAUCCCAAGGUCUUGUCGGUUUUGUUCUCUAAUCCAUUGGAGCCAACAAAGGAUUACGCCUGGGAUCUGUCUACUUCGAAUCCCACUUCUACCGAACUUCUCUGCCAGGGCAUAGUGAAGGAUGAGCUAAGGUCGGUCUUCCGCCGUCACGGUGCCGUCGAGGCUCCUAGGAGUUCCCUCUAUCCGCGCUCGUCCCACUACUCGGCAAGUCAGAAUAGUGUCAAGCUAUUGGAUCCGAACGGAGCUGUGCUUCAGCUUCCUUUUGAUCUCAUGCUCGGCAAUGCCAGGUUCCUUGCCAAAAUGGCCAAGGCGCCGGAAGUCCGUCGAUCUUUCGCGUUUGGGAGCGUAUACAGAGACAGAGGAAGCGGUGGACAUCCAUUGAUGAUAGGCGAAGUUGACUUUGACAUCGUUUCCGCAGACACCUUGGACCUGGCUUUGAAGGAGGCCGAAGUGAUCAAAGUAUUGGAUGAGAUCAUUGACAGUUUCCCCUCCACAUCGCAGAUGUGUUUUCAUCUCAGUCAUUCCGACCUAUUGCAGCUCGUUUUCGACUAUUGCAACGUCGAGUUGAGCGCAAGACAACCUGCGGCAGAGAUUCUGAGCAAGCUGAACAUUCAUUCCUGGACUUUUAACAAAAUCCGGGCUGAGCUUCGGUCCUUGAUUGGUAUAUCAGCUACGAGUAUCGAGGACUUGCGCCGGUUCGACUUCCGAGGUGAGUCCAUCUUCGGAAAACCUGCUGCUGUGUUAAACACUGACGGCUGUCUAGAAACCCCAGCAAAAGCAUUCUCGAAGCUCAAGACCUUGUUCGAAGGAACGCCCUCGUAUGAGAAGCUGCAAUCGACUCUUGCCCACCUCAAAGGCGUGAUUGAAUACACCAAACGUCUUGGUGUCCAUGCAAAGAUCUACAUCAGCCCAUUGAGCAGCAUCAAGGAGAACUUCUUUUCCGGUGGUAUCUUAUUCCAAUGCCUGUACGACAAGAAGUUUAGAGAUGUCUUUGCAGCCGGUGGCCGCUAUGAUAGUCUAAUCAGAGCCCAUCGGCCCCGAGGCGGUACCCAGGUCGAAGGACCCCAUGCUGUCGGCUUCAGCUUAGCUUGGGAGAAGCUGGCCCGCUUCCCCAAGCCUGGUGCGAAGGCUGCCUUUCUGAAGAAGCCGGACGACGAGCCGCAUGGCAUCUUCAGUGCGAAACGAUGUGACGUGCUUGUAGCGAGUUUCGACGCCCAGACCCUCCGCACCACCGGUAUAGAGAUCGUCUCAACCUUGUGGUCGCAUGAUAUCAGCGCCGAACUGGCCCGUGAUUCCCGUUCACCAGAGGAGCUCACAGCCAGAAACCGCGAUGAAUCCUACUCCUGGAUCAUAAUCAUCAAGCAGGAUACCCUCAAAAUCAGGACGAUGGACCGCAAGGACAUCCCAGAUGCGGAGGUAUCAGUAACGCAGCUGCUACCCUGGCUGCGAGCCGCAUUACGCGACCGAGGUUCUCGUCUUCAUGUUUCUCCGCGACACGCCGAAACCAGCAGCAGCUCGGCGUCCGCCCCCCCUGGUGGGAGCGUUACCGUCAACCCCCAACAAGAAGUGCGUGUGCUGGUGGCUGGCACCAAGUCGAAGAAGUUCAACCGCCACACCGUUAUUGACCAAGCCCAAGCUAAUGCCGCGGGCUUGGUAUCGGGCUUUCUAGACGGCCCCAUAGCUGCUGUGGAGACCUCGGACGUCGUCCUCGACUUGAUACAAGGUACUGCCUUGUCGGAGGCCGAGAGCUGGCGCAAGGCCGAGCAGUCGGUGGAUAAGAAUGAGAGAAAAUACAUGCGUGAAAUCCACGACAUGUUGGCGACCUGGAGAUCGGCGUGUGAGGAAAAGGGUGGCAGUCGACACGCCUUCGUCUACAACUUCAGAACGACGAAGUGUAUUUACUACGAUCUCGCCGCAUAG
Anthostomella pinea is the source of this 4899-nucleotide messenger RNA. NCBI's taxonomy places the organism in Eukaryota, Fungi, Ascomycota, Sordariomycetes, Xylariales, Xylariaceae. The record is from the annotation of a GenBank genome assembly.